Molecule: messenger RNA, 4602 nt
Organism: Lytechinus pictus (painted urchin)
Lineage: Eukaryota; Metazoa; Echinodermata; Echinoidea; Temnopleuroida; Toxopneustidae
Product: regulator of nonsense transcripts 1 homolog
Exons: 13
Coding region: 21-3041 (1006 amino acids)
Biological process (GO): nuclear-transcribed mRNA catabolic process, nonsense-mediated decay
Cellular component (GO): cytoplasm
Molecular function (GO): RNA helicase activity
Source: RefSeq, a predicted model, not a curated record
UAACAUCCUUGAGUCAUUACAUGAACCAGAUAAGAGCGUUGCUGUCAUUUCAAAGUAACCCUCUUGCAAGGCAUAUCGCACAGCCAGAGGACUUGUCUGUAUUUGUCAAGGAUGGAAAGCCCCCUGCAGAAGGCAAAGUCUCUGAUGAUGCUCUACUGAAAUCUUUGUCCAUGUCAAGGUCUGCGCAGCAGCAAAUUCGACUGAUGAAUGGGCCACCCGGGACGGGAAAGACUUCCUUCUUGGGUCAUUUCAUUCAACAAACUAUAAAAGAACACAUAAAUAUUCCAACGGCCCCCAAGAAUCCUUACAAACUGCUUGUAUGUGCACCUACUAAACAGUCACUGGAUGUGCUUUUGAGGAAGAUUUGGAAAAAGCUUAAGAACAUGGAUGAAAUCAAACCAUUUGACGGUGAAGCUGUUUCACACCAGAAAAACAUCGUAAACGGUGUACAGAUUGUACGUGUUGGUGAAGAAGCUAAUGAACGACUAGAAGAAUUUCUCCUUUCGACUGUUCUGGCAAGAAAGAAAAAGCAAGGUGCCAAGCUUGGUGAUGCAGACCUUCGGACGAAGAUUCUUCAGCAAGCUGAUAUAGUUGGAUGUACACUUAAAGAUUGUGGAUCUAAGAUUGUGAGAGAAAGUCUGGAAGGAAAUGUAUUUGCACUAAUUGUUGAUGAUGCCUGCCACUGUUUAGAAACUGAACUUCUUCUCGCCCUUCAAUGUAAAACUAAACGUGUCUUUUUGGUUGGUGACAGAGAGCAGGAAAUCAUUCACAUUCGUUCAAAGGAGGCGAAGGAGUUGGGAUUUGGUCGUUCAAUGCUGGCGAGAAUCGCUCAGAAAUUUGCGAUGGAGGAUCAAAACACAUGUAUACAUAAUUGGGAUACUCAAUACCGCAUGGAGGCAGAAAUUGCAAAGUAUCCGUCAUCUGUGAUGUACUUGCACAAACUCAAGACUGAAAAGAAGCAAACGCCGUUCUUCCUCCGCCCGUACAUCAUCUUUGACGUGUCCGAUGGAAAGGAAUCUAUGCAGGGAGAAUCAGUUAUCAACAAAGCCGAGGCUUUGUUCAUUAAAGAGCUACAUGCACAUGUAGUCUGCAGCCUCCCUGACGAUAAAGAGUUAACCGUUGGGGUAAUCACCCACUCCGAUGGUCAGAGGGAUCUCCUGAAAAGAAGGCUGGAAGGGCAGAAAAUUCAUAAGACACUUGUAGGAACACCAAUAGAUUUCUUUGGCUUGGAGAAAGAUGUCAUCAUUUUGUGUUGCACAAGAACCGGAGGAACACCUGAUGAUCAUGGAUUUUUGAUGAACAAACAGGUACUGAAUCUUGUGUUGACCCGAGCCAACUUUAGUCUCAUCAUUGUCGGAAACAUGGCAAGAAUGAAGGAGUUUGCCAACUGGAAAUACCUGGUGGAUGAUGCUACUGGUAGAAAGCUUGUCUUCAGGACUUCCCAAGCAACCUACAGGGAAGAUGCACAGAACUGCAGAGAAAGAUAUUCCCAAGCCAGUACAUAUAGGAAGGGAUCAGAGUCACACACUCCAAGGACUGAAUUUCGAGGAUCAGCAGCUAGACAUCAGCAGAGAUUGGGACAGCCUGGACAUUCUUUGACUAAAUCCGUGGGAAGAAGUUCACCAGGAGACCAAUCAAGAUUGGGAACGGGUGGUCGUUCUCCAUUGACUGGAUCUGAAGUUCAAGUUUUGCCAGGAUAUCAGCAGACAUGGAGCUGGAACGGUCUAUCUCCGACAACUGAAUCUGAAGCUUCGCAGAGAAGAGAACAAGCAGGGCCUUCUAAUGGAAUGGAGCUCGUUUAUGAGAGCAGGCACAACCCACGUCAUGAAGGGAAUCCCGCCUAUGGUAAUAGCCAGGAUCCAAUGGAAGAAGAGGCAUUGUUCAGUGAAGGUAGCAACCCCAUGAUUGAAGAACAAGUGCAGCAUAAUCGGAAAGGAAUUGUUGUGGAUCAGACUAGGGCUGUGGAAGUUCCGUGCCAUGGACAGGAGGAGAACAGACGAUCAAUACAGGUUUCUGUUGAUGAUAACAAAGUUUAUAGGGGGAAGAGGCGUGUGAGCUUUAAUACAGAUACAGAAGAUCAUCAGAGACCAGCAAAGGUACCAAGGACGAAGGACUCUGCCCAAGAGACAUCCUCUCAGAUGAACUCAUCCACAAGAAGUGAUUAUCCACAAACAUCCAGAGGCUCUUCUCAACCCAGGGGCAUCCUAAAGAAGCCGCAUGAAACCAUAUCAGCAACAAGUCAUAGUAACGGAUUGAGUACAGACCAAGACAAACCCAGUAACACCAAUAUUCCUCAAAGACAGAGAGGAAAUGGCUCUAGUUACAUUCCAAAUCACGGGAGUGAUGACGGGAAGAAUCUGCAUGAGAUUGCUGUUGGUUUGGGAAACAAUGAGAGGAUUUCAAGAAAGGGAAAAGGUAUUACUAUAAGAGGUCGCACUUUUGGUAAGUUCAGACCUCAGAGAUCAAGAAGAAAAGAUAAUGAUUUAAGGAGUAAAAUUAGACCUUCUGGUGAGGAUGCUGAUGCAGGAAUAGCCAGAAGUCAUCAAGAUUUACAUAGUAAUUCAGGACAAUAUCACAGCCAUGGAAGCAAUCGGCAGCAAGAGGGUGUAGAUCAAUAUCCUCAACCCCUGUCCCAUUCAGAUCAGUCGCUUUAUGAAAGACCAGAGAAUAGAAGGAGUGAAAGGAGACAUUCGAGUGAGUCCCCCAAUGUGGGAACAUUUCAAAGUCGGCUUGGGCCACAUGAAAAUCGGAGGGACCGGUCUUUGAGACGGAAUAAUAAUCAGCAGCAAGGCAGAUCGGAGGAACGAUUGCAACGUCAAAGCCGUCAAGAGCCACCGCCAGAAAGACAUCUUCAGAGAUUAGAAUCGCUCAACCGACAUGCCACCAAUCCUGUGCAAUUAAACCCAACGAUGGAGCAUCACAGACUAGUCAACCAGGCAUCUGGCGGUCGCUCUACCGAGCUAACGGCACCUCUGCCAAAUGUAAGAAGAAGGAACAGCUGUAACCCUGUCAAAGAUAGCCAGAUGGAUUAUCAAGAUUGAACCCUCCACAGUUCAUAACCUUUCACAAAACCUUGUCAUGAUCUGUUGUAACAAGCUACUCAAAUUAAGCUGUCCUUUGGCUAAGGACAACGGCCCGACAACCUCAUAUUCCUGCCGAUAUGUACAUAGCUAGAUUGAUAGAGAGAUAGGAAGAUAAAUAGAUAUACAUGUAUGUUAUGCAAUAGUUUUAGUGAGGGUGAAAAAAGGGACUUAGUUUGCUGCCAAUAAAAGGUGUAAAAUAUGCAAUACAUCCUACAUUAUUUCUUUGUAUGUAUUCUUGUGUACCUAUACAUAUUUGGGGGUAAAAACAUCAAUUUUGGUGCCGUUUUGUCCAGGAAUCUAUUCAUGAACUUUUCCUAACUGUACUAUGCAAUAAAAUACCUUUUACUUGUAUUUUGCUGUUUUAUAGUGGAGACUGGCAAAACAAUGAAUCAUGUUAAAUGAUAAAUUUAUUUGGGUUAAUACAUGUAUCACAGAGUUCAUUGGAAUAAAGUGGUUUGCAUCAUCGCAAGACAGUCACUUUUUUCCACCAACUUGGGGAGGCCCUCAUGUUACAGUGGGCUGAACAUGGCUACUGAUGAUGAUGAUUAUAAUGAUGUUGCUUGUAUAACGCAGUACGCACAUUACUACCUUGUUGUCUCUACGUGCUGAGGAAUACAGACGAGAGAAGAAAAAGUGAAUUUAAUUAAAACUUGUUUGGAGACUGCUAAAAAGUGUCUUAAUUGAUACACUGUUUAAACAAAUAUUUUUGUUUAAUGUGUUACAUGUGGAUUGUGUUCCAAAUGUUUAGAGGUACAUGUAGCAUGACCUCUUCAUGUGGCAUUGUCUUGGUUGCAAGCUAGUGUGAUGCAGUCAAGAGCUUCCCUAGGUCCAGCUCACAAUAUAUAUGCGACGCAAUUGCACAAGAUCCUGUUGAAAACAAAAUUACCAAGUGUGCACCAACCUACAACGAGCUGCGCCUGCGACCCGCUUUGUUGCAGUAAGAUCGCAAACCAAAUCUCAGACAUUUGACAUGUCAGAUCUUUCUUUCCAAUAAGAUUUUGUCCUAGAUGAUGACAUCAUGGCCAAUUUGCUGCGCUUCUACAGCGCAGACAACAUACAAGCAAAAUAAGAGGCGCCGUGAGAUACAGCGUGGCUGAGCUGUUGCAAUGUGUGCGCUGGCCUGCGAUUGUGGGUCGUGUGGUCCAGUGGUUAGAGCAUUGGACUCAUAAUCGCAAGGUUGUGAGUUCGAAUCCCUACUCUGCCAUUGUCUCCACUUUGAUAAAAAGGCCCAAGGGUGUUAUAUGUCGUCUAUUACGUCAGCCACUAUGACUGAUUAACCUAGACGUAAAAUGUUUCCAAGGUAAUUGGUUAUAUACCAGCUUGGCGUUUACCAGCAAAAUGCUGUCCUGCCGAGUUCCUACGGGAGUUACCACAAACAGAAACAAACAAACAGAAUUGUACAGAUGUACAGAGUCGGGAUUUGAAACUUGUUGCAAUUAGAUUUUCAUUCAAUCGCAUCGCAUACUAGUAGUGUUCGCCGAGCUUCGUUGUCAGAUCUGUAAAUAUAAGUCAUACAUAC